Messenger RNA from Amaranthus tricolor (Joseph's coat), 1599 nucleotides. Its product is annotated as glycerophosphodiester phosphodiesterase GDPD1, chloroplastic-like. The transcript has 6 exons. Gene Ontology annotation, biological process: glycerophospholipid catabolic process. The coding region runs from base 133 to 1473 and encodes 446 amino acids. The record is from RefSeq and is a predicted model, not a curated record. Gene Ontology annotation, molecular function: phosphoric diester hydrolase activity. Lineage: Eukaryota; Viridiplantae; Streptophyta; Magnoliopsida; Caryophyllales; Amaranthaceae.
UUAAUUAGGAAGUCAAAAUAAAAAUAAAAAUAAAAGAAUAUCCAAAAAGCAUAUGACAAGCAUUCAAAUUAAAAAAAAAAAUAUAUAUAUAUUCCUCCAGAUUUCACCUAUAACCGAAUAUUCUUCCAGUAGAUGCUGAAUCCCCAUAUUCUUCCCAUUUUCCUGCGUUCAUCAUUCCUUCCUUCCACUCUGCAUAUAAAAUCUUCUCAUCUCCUUCCCAAAAUCAUGCAUUGUAUCAAAUUAAACCCAAUUCAACUCAAAUCAAUCCCUUCUUUUCUUCUAAACCCUUAUUCUAAUCACUCUUUUUCAAAACCCUUUUCUCUUAAUCGCACAAAAAUGGCUGCUCUUAAAGCUGUUCAUGUCUCCGAUGUUCCUAAUCUCGAUCAGGUCAAUGAAAACGCCGCCGUUUCGCUUUCUUCUCGGUAUAACCCGAAAGAAAUGGAGACGGUGACGAUGGAGAUGGGGAAUAGGAAGAAGUUUAUGGUGAUCGGACAUCGAGGAAAUGGAAUGAAUAGAUUACAAUCAUCUGAUCCUAGAAUGAAACAUGUUAAAGAGAAUUCUAUUCUUUCGUUUAAUACAGCUGCUUCCUUCAAUCUUGAUUUCAUUGAAUUUGAUGUUCAGGUCACAAAAGAUGGAUGCCCAAUCAUUUUCCAUGAUGAUUACAUCCUCUCAAAGGAAAAUGGAAUAAUAUAUGAAAAGAGAGUGACUGAUCUAACCUUGAGUGAAUUUCUUGCAUACGGUCCACAAAAACAAGACGGAAAGAUUUCAAAACCACUGUUGAGAAACACCAAGGAUGGAAAAUCCGUUAGUUGGGAUGUCAACUACGAUGACACUCUAUGCACCUUGCAAGAAGCCUUCGAGGAAGUCGAUCCCAAAUUAGGUUUCAAUGUCGAGCUCAAAUUCGAUGAUUACAUCGUUUACAAAGAAGCUCAUCUCGUCAAUGUUCUCCAAGCCAUCUUAGAGGUUGUUUACAAGUAUGCCAAAGACAGACCAGUUAUAUUCUCCACAUUCCAUCCAGACGCAGCCCUACUAGUGAGAAAUCUACAGGGAACAUACCCAGUAUACUUCUUAACAAAUGGAGGCACUGAACGUUACGAUGAUGUUAGACGGAACUCGUUAGAAGAAGCCCUUAAUCUCUGUUUGGAGGGUAGUUUACAAGGCAUUGUUUCUGAGGUUAAAGGGAUAUUCCGAUACCCUGGAGCUGUUAGCAAGAUUAAGGACUCUAAACUUUCCCUUCUUACCUAUGGCACUCUAAAUAACGUACCUGAAUCAGUGUACCUACAACAUCUAAUGGGGAUAGAUGGUGUGAUAGUAGAUUUUGUUCAAGAAAUUACAAAAGCUGUAGAUAAUCUGAUAAAGCCAGUAAAAACAGAGGAAAAUGAAGGAGAAUUGCAGUCAGAUGUAAAGCCACAAUUCUCUCAAACAGAACUUUCUUUUCUGCUGAAACUUAUUCCAGAAUUGGUACAGCAGUAAAUACAUUGAUGGAUUGUUCAUUACUGAUGAGCCUCAUUAAUAUCCUCUUGUAUUUCUGGGGAUGUUUUUUCACCUCGGGUUAAAUCUGUAAUUUUACCACUCAGUAAAUAUUUGAGGUUGAAGCCA